CGGCUGACCACGUCGCAUGGACUGCAAAUUCACUUCGAAAUCGGAUUCAGCUGAUCUGCAAAACGAAAUGUACGGAACUUGGAGUGCUGUGAAUGAACUCAUGAAUGUCGUAUGGUGAUUGACUGACGACCAUAUAUUUUCCACGACGUCUUAUCCUCUAUCUCGAUCAGGAAAUCGAUCAAAUUCACUUGGCCGGAGAACGUAGGAGCCCUUCGUAAUUUUACGUCAGACAGUCAAUCGUGAAGCUAGCAUCUGCGUGUCCAUAAGUGCUGCUGAAUCACCCGAGAAAUUUAUCACCAUAAAAUAAAAUAAUAUAAUGUUGUACAAAAUAAUGUUUAUGUAAUAAUAAUAUCAGGUGAAGUGAAAGGAAAACGUACGACCUUGGCAAACAACACAAAAUAUCCAGAAUGUGAAUAAUGCAGAUAUUCUAUUCCAUAUCAUCAAAUAUGACAUUACAGGUAACGAGAAAAUCAUAGUCUUCUAUAGUCGAGCAGUAUCAAAUCAACGAACUUCGAUCGUAGGAGUCCCGUAGCAAUCGUGGAUUCAGGAUGACGACUGAUAUCACAUCGAUGGUGGUGGACUAUCUAGUGUUCAUCGGGUUCAUCGUGAUUUCCUUCCUGAUACCGUUAUGGGGAAACUUCAAAACGAAGAAAAAAGAAACAAAGGCGAAUUACGUGUUUGCCACCGGCAGCGUGUCGAUGGGUGCGAUGAUGUUAUCAAUCGCUCGUGGAACCCUUGGUGUCAGGUCCUUUUUGGGUUAUCCAUCGGAACUGUAUUAUCGAGGUAGUGCCAUGUGGGAGACUCUAUACGGGAUGCUGUUGGCAUAUCCCAUCGUCUGUUUCGUCUUCGUACCUGUUUACUACAGCCUCGGUAUUACGUCAGUCUACCAAUAUUUGGAUAUGAGGUUUAAGUCAAAACUAGUCAGAUGUCUGGCGAGUUUCUCUUACGUCGUACGGAGUCUGCUAAACUUAGGAGUCACAGUAUUCACUCCUUGCGUCGCGUUGAAAGCAGUAAUAGGACUUCCGUACUGGGCUAGUAUCAUAGGAAUAACGGCUAUUUCUGUGGUUUUCACGAUCAUAGGAGGUUUAAAAGCCGCUAUUCUGUCGGAUGUUAUACAAGGCUUAGCAAUGAUUGGUGUAUCUGUGAUAAUCAUUAUACAGGGAACUGUUAAUGUUGGUGGACCAGUUAACGUCUUCAAUGUAACUCAGGAACGUGGUCGACUGGAUUUUUUCAAUUUUGAUAUGGAUCCACAUCUUCGAGUAACGACGACAUCGGCGACAAUAGGACAGCUCUUCAUGAGUUUAUCCAUUUUCGGAUGUCAGCAGAAUUUUGUCCAGAGAUAUUGCAGUAUGUCCAGUCAUAGGAAGGUUGUCAAAACGAUGAUGGCCAAUGUACCCAUAAUCACAAUCUUGUUCUCGUUAUCUUGGAUCGUUGGAAUGGUGAUUUUUGCUAAUUACGCCAACUGUGAUCCACUUAGUUUGGGAUAUAUUUCGAAGAUUGACGAGAUUGUACCGUUCUAUGUCGAAGAUAAAUUCUCAAAAGUACCCGGAAUGCUUGGUCUAGUCAUGGCAACUCUUUUCAAUAGCGCUUUGACUUUAGCGGUAUCUAAUCUCAAUUCUCUUGCGACGGUGACUUUCGAAGAUUUCCUGAGUCACAUACCUGCAUUGAGUGAUAUGAAAGACACACAGCAGCUUCACGCGAUCAAAAUAAUCGGUGUUAUUUAUGGUUUAAUAAUAAUCGGCAUUAGUUUCUUAGUAGCUAUGUUAUCUGGCGUAAUAGAAUCUUCUAUGCUAAUGACGUCAGCAACAUCCGGACCUCUUCUUGGUGUAUUUCUCCUCGCUAUGUUGAUACCUUGUGCUAAUUGGAAAGGUGCCGCCGCUGGUAUGAUUUUUAGUCAUGUAACAACGAUGUGGAUCACUUAUGGUCACCUCAAACAGGGUAACGUGCCUGAGAUGCUACCUCUAUCGACAGAGAAUUGCGACAAUGAAACGUUUUCCUCAUGGGUCAUCAGACCAAUUAGUCUAGAGUAUUAUGCAUCAAACUUCACUAACUGGACAACAAUUCAGGAAAACAUUACGCCAUCAUCUGUCGACGUAAUCAAUGAAUCAUCUAAUCCUUUAAAUGUUCUUUAUGGAAUCACCUACAUGUAUUACGCUCUUAUCGGUAGCAUAACGACCGUCGGCGUUGGUAUCAUUGUGAGUUUAAUUACUGCCGAUGCCGAAGCUGACAAAUACGAAGAGCACUUGCUGCAUCCUACAGCACGAAAAAUAGCAGGAUUAUUUCCUGGAAAACGGAGGCUCUACAUCAGCAAUAUUCAUCUUGGGAAUAAAAACGAUACAGACGUCACGAAUGCCACUCUCCAAGGAUGCAUCGAUGAUAAAGGAAAGUUACAUCUAGAUAAUAAUUAUGUGGAAAAAUUGAACGUGCUAAAGAACGCUUCUCUGGAUGUAACCAAUGAAAUUGGCAAGCAUACUAGAUUAUAAAUACUGCAAUGCAAAUUUGCAAAUGUUCUGCAUGCAUUGUUCGCAGUAUCACUAUUGACCAAAUUAUUGAAUAAAAAAUUUCAACAUUUGCGAGAAUUAUAACUAUAAUAAGUGAACAGUUGUGUAUAUGUUAGUGCCAGAUUUUAUUAUCCAAAUAUGAUACACGUGGGUUUGUGACCUGUGCGCGUGAAACGUAAUUACGCGUAUGCAAAGUUUCCCUCGAAUUACAGUGCUCGAGCUCUCAUAUUCAGCUCAAAAUAUUGCUCAAAUGGAAGCAAUUCAGAGAUGCAAUUCAUGAAAACUUUUAACUUGCGUGUGCCAAUUAAAGUUAACUACAAGACACGUAUAAGCUGCAUUUAGACAUGAACACGAUUUACUAGAGAAAAUUAUCAAGUACACAUGCUUUUGCUGACUGAGUUCAUGUCACUGCUCGCAAUGAAUGAUUUCUGUAUCUAAGCGAAGGAGCAUAGAAGUGAAAAUCAGUAUAAUUACUAUUAGCAACUGAAUACAUAAUUAUGUAACUUGAUUAUAGUGAAAAAUUAAUAAUCAAAUAAUUAUCAACCGAUAAUGUAAUUUUUUUGCUUUUCUUAUUACACAUUAUUUCGAUUGUGUACUUGAAAUAUGUAUUCAAAAGUAUUCUCACUACGCUUCUUCUUUAACUAUAUUCAAU
This is a messenger RNA of Acromyrmex echinatior (Panamanian leafcutter ant), 3153 nucleotides long. Its product is annotated as sodium-coupled monocarboxylate transporter 2. NCBI's taxonomy places the organism in Eukaryota, Metazoa, Arthropoda, Insecta, Hymenoptera, Formicidae. Gene Ontology annotation, biological process: sodium ion transport; transmembrane transport. Gene Ontology annotation, cellular component: membrane. Gene Ontology annotation, molecular function: symporter activity. The record is from RefSeq and is a predicted model, not a curated record.